AGAAGGAAUCCUAAUCCGAACUGGAUUCGGAUUAGCAGCAGCGCGCCAAGGAGAAGUUCAAAUUCGAGGUCUCUGAGUAAUAAGCUGUACGACAGCGUUUGGUUUAUUUUAGUAUUAGUCAUUGUUGCUGAGUUGAGUUGCAUUUCAGUCCUGUCAGUAGUGGUUUGAUCAGUUGAGAGUUCUUAGCUGAUUAGUUAGUUGAUUAAGUGUUGUUAGCGUGAUUCUUGGAUUGUGAACGUUGAGAGC
This is a messenger RNA of Linum tenue, 246 nucleotides long. NCBI's taxonomy places the organism in Eukaryota, Viridiplantae, Streptophyta, Magnoliopsida, Malpighiales, Linaceae. The record is from the annotation of a GenBank genome assembly.